GCACCGUUCCAGCCUAGAGGGAGGAGUCAUCUUCACCAGGAAGAGCUCCAGGCAUCCUGGUGGUGACCCGCUGAAAACGAGGCAUCGUCUCAAUAAUGGACGACGGGCCGCUGGGUAGCGGGCCCCUAAACCAUGGGCCUCUGGGCCUGCUUGGCGGACUGGGCUCCCCGGCGUCGGGAGAUUCGGAUGGCUCCGACGGAUCAUCAUCGGAAUCCACCUCGUCGCCGCCGUCACCGCCGACUCCCUCCAGCCCCGAAUCAUCGUCCACACCGUCGACCCCACCGCCCGAGUCCUCGUCCGGCGCAUCCCCGUCGCCACCCUCCCCGCCGCUGUCGCCGCCGCCGGCUCCACCAGCAGACGGCGGCUCUCCCCCGUUGCAGGUCUCACCGCCAGGAGGAUCAAACGCCAUCCCGUCUCCUGAGGCUCCGAAGCACAGCGGCGGCGGCGGCGGUUCCUCCUCGGAGGGCGGGAGCUCCAAGGGUGGGAGCGGCGGCCGCGGCAAGAGCGGGAGCAGCGGUUCAGCGCCGCCCGUGGCGGCCGUCGUCGUCGGCGUGGUGAUCGGGAUCCUAGCCUUCGGGCUGCUCCUGGCCAUCGCCGCGUGCGUGUGCUGCGCCAGGAGGAAGAAGAAGCCGCGCCACCCCCCGCACAUGAACAUGCCCUACUACACCGACCAACACGGGAACGUGUACUACGCGAACAGCAUGCCCAAGUGGCAGAACAGCGGCGCGGUCGGCGGGGGGAUGGGAUGGCGGCCGCAAUACUCGCCGGGGCAGGGCCCUCCCCUGAGCGAGGAGAUGAUGAGCGGGACGCAAUCGCACGGGACGGGGGGCACCCCGCCCCCGCCGUCCCCGGCCAUGGCGCUGGGCUUCGGGGCGCAGAGCUCCUUCACGUACGACGAGCUGGCGGCGGCGACGGGCGGGUUCGCCCAGGCGAACCUGCUGGGGCAGGGCGGCUUCGGGUUCGUUUACAAGGGCGUCCUGCCCGGCAGCGGCAAGGAGGUGGCCGUGAAGCAGCUCAAGGCCAGCAGCGGGCAGGGCGAGCGCGAGUUCCAGGCCGAGGUGGAGAUCAUCAGCCGCGUCCACCAUCGGCACCUCGUCUCCCUCGUCGGAUACUGCAUGGCCGGAUCAUCCCAGCGCCUGCUCGUCUACGAGUUCGUCCCCAACGACACCCUCGAGCGUCACCUCCACGGGAAGGGCGUGCCGGUGAUGAACUGGCCGAGGAGGCUCGCCAUAGCGCUGGGCUCCGCCAAGGGCCUCGCUUACCUGCACGAAGAUUGUCAUCCAAGGAUCAUCCACCGUGACAUCAAGGCAGCCAACAUUCUCUUGGACGAAAAUUUCGACGCCAAGGUUGCGGAUUUCGGGCUCGCCAAGCUAACCACGGACAACAACACGCACGUCUCCACGCGAGUCAUGGGUACUUUCGGGUACCUGGCCCCGGAGUACGCCUCCAGCGGCAAGCUCACGGACAAAUCGGACGUCUUCUCCUUCGGCGUCAUGAUGCUCGAGCUCAUCACCGGCCGCCGGCCCGUCGAUACCACCAACCACAUGGAGGAUAGCUUGGUCGAUUGGGCGAGGCCACUCUUGGCGCAGGCGCUAUCGGAAGGCGGUUCCUUCGACGAGCUCAUCGACCCGCGCCUGGAGAACAGGUACGACCGGUCGGAGAUGGAGCGCAUGGCUGCCGCCGCCGCGGCAGCCGUUCGCCACUCUGCCAAGCGCCGCCCGAAGAUGAAACAGAUUGUCCGUGCUCUGGAGGGCGACGCGUCGCUGGACGACCUGCACGAUGGGGUGAAGCCUGGGCAGAGCAUGAUGUUCAGCUCCGGAUCAGAGGGCGGCUCGGGCGGGAACUACGCGUCCAACAUCAACAGGCUGAGGCAGAUCGCGUUUGAGAGUAGCGAGGAGGACAGCAACGAGUACAGCGAGUCAGGAGACACAGCACGACGGCAUUCAUAACCAAUCCUUUCCUUCCCCUCUGGAUCGAAGAAUAGAAGAGCCCUUCGCCGUGUAAGUUGAACAUGGAAUGGGGGAUUGGUUGCUGGGAUAUGGGAUGUACAUGUGCUGGAUGUAACUGCUUUCGUGCUUGUAAAUAUUUGCUGUACUAUCGUGUGAAUCGAUGUAUAUCUGUGUAAAUUGCAUGUAAA
Brachypodium distachyon (stiff brome) is the source of this 2137-nucleotide messenger RNA. Its product is annotated as proline-rich receptor-like protein kinase PERK4. Lineage: Eukaryota; Viridiplantae; Streptophyta; Magnoliopsida; Poales; Poaceae. The coding region runs from base 96 to 1949 and encodes 617 amino acids. Gene Ontology annotation, molecular function: protein kinase activity; ATP binding. Gene Ontology annotation, biological process: protein phosphorylation. The record is from RefSeq and is a predicted model, not a curated record. The transcript has 8 exons.